UUAUAUUCCUAAAAUCCAACAUGUCGGACGAAGAUUGCAUGUAUGAUGAUGAUGAAGAGUAUGAUUUGGAAUACUCAGAAGAAAGUAAUUCUGAACCAGAUGUUGACUUGGAAAACCAAUAUUACAAUUCUAAGGCACUAAAGGAGGAUGACCCAAGAGCUGCAUUGGAGAGCUUCCAAAAGGUGUUGGAGUUGGAAGGCAAGGAUAAAGGAGAAUGGGGUUUCAAAGCUCUCAAACAGAUGAUCAAAAUCAAUUUCAAACUGUGUCUGAUGAAAAAAGUUGAUACAAAGAGUAAUUAUGAACAGAUGAUGGUGAGAUAUAAGAUGCUUUUGACUUAUAUUAAGUCAGCAGUAACAAGGAACUAUUCAGAAAAGUCCAUCAACUCCAUCCUAGAUUAUAUCUCCACAUCAAAACAGAUGGAACUCCUGCAGGACUUUUAUGAAACAACACUGGAUGCCUUGAAGGAAGCCAAAAACGAAAGGUUAUGGUUCAAAACCAACACAAAGUUGGGCAAGCUGUACUUCGAUAGGGGAGAUUAUUCCAAACUCCAAAGAAUUCUGAAACAGUUACACAUAUCUUGUCAGACUGACGAAGGCGAGGAUGACCUGAAGAAAGGAACACAGCUGUUAGAAAUCUACGCCUUAGAAAUCCAAAUGUACACGGCACAGAAGAACAACAAAAAAUUAAAGGCUUUGUAUGAGCAGUCUCUCCAUAUCAAGUCGGCCAUUCCUCACCCGCUCAUCAUGGGCGUCAUUAGGGAAUGUGGUGGUAAAAUGCAUUUACGAGAGGGAGAAUACGAGAAAGCACACACAGACUUUUUUGAAGCAUUCAAGAAUUACGAUGAGUCAGGUAGCCCCAGGCGGACAACCUGUCUGAAGUACCUGGUGUUGGCCAACAUGUUGAUGAAGUCUGGUAUCAACCCAUUUGACUCCCAGGAGACCAAGCCCUACAAAAAUGACCCGGAGAUCCUCGCGAUGACUAACCUAGUCAGUGCUUAUCAAAACAAUGAUAUCAAUGAAUUUGAGAAAAUAUUGAAAACAAACAGACGGAACAUUAUGGAAGAUCGUUUCAUCAGAGAACAUAUAGAAGAUUUACUACGGAACAUCAGAACACAGGUGUUAAUCAAACUGAUCAAGCCCUACACCAGAAUACACAUACCUUUUAUCUCAAAGGAACUCAACAUAGACCCAUUGGAGGUGGAGAAUCUACUGGUAUCGUGUAUCCUUGACAACGCUAUACAUGGAAGGAUAGACCAAGUAAACUUGGUGCUGGAACUUGACCGAGAGGCCAUGGGGACAGCAAGAUACAAUGCCCUGGACAAGUGGACAGCCCAGCUACAAACAGUUCACCUGGCUGUGGUCAAUAAGACCGCAUGACACAACUGACCACCAACAAGUGAUCUAGACUGACCAUUGGGUCUUAUAAAUUAUUGAUGCCAUUAAACCAGAUUUAUCCCGUGAAUUUAGAAAAUCUGGCUCAAAUGGCUUUCUUACAUCUUCGUGAAGUAGAUGUGUAAACCCAAUAUUUUGGUGUUGAAGGUUGAAUAAAUGUGGUAAUUAAAACUUCUUGCCACGAUUUUAUUGGAUUUGUAUUAAAACAAAUGAAAGACAUUUGGAAGCUUAAAGGCCACAGUUUGUAUUACGGAAGACAAUUGAUUGCCAAGUCUAACUAAUUAUUUAAACAUUAGUUUUUGUGAGAAUUGACCAAGAACGAUCAUUUAAAAAUUGUUUCUCGUAAAUGGAUAUUUGUUUGUGCUGAGUUGUUGAGAAAUGUUAUUGUAUUUGUAAAUGAUUUACAAAUUGUGUAUCUAACUAAGAGCUGCUUCCACUAGGAGGAUUUAAAUACUCUGCAUCGGCUGUAUCUAUUUCACCAGAAAAUGAUCUACACAAGCUAUUCCGGUGAUGUGUGUAUAGAACCUUGUUAUCGGGACUCUGUUUAUACUUUCUAAAUUAUAUUAGGAUUUAUUUUCAGUUACGAGGAUUUAUUUUUUGUCUGGAGUCUGGAGAAUCAAGGUGCUACUAUACACAAAAAUUUAAACAAAGUGUGUGGACUAAAAAGAGUUCAGUAUUUACAAAGCUGAAAACUAUGGACUUACAAGAUUGCCGUGUACUCUGGAACCUUAAUGUCUGGAAUGAUGAAUAUCCAGUUUGCACACAAGCCCAAGUGUUUGGACUAGCGGAGAUCUACUGGUACAAACAAGCCGGAGUGUCCAGUUUAUUAAAAUCCACUGGUACACACAGGACACAUGUCUGGACUACAAAGUUCCACUGUACAUACAAGCCUUACUAGGGAGCUUCUACGAUAUUCAGUACUAAAGAUAUUGUAGACAUGAGAUCAUGACGCCAAACUACCAAGAUCUUGUAUGUGUACAGUUAUAAAAAUAAACAUUUUACACAAACAAAAA
Mizuhopecten yessoensis (Yesso scallop) is the source of this 2404-nucleotide messenger RNA. RefSeq names its product COP9 signalosome complex subunit 2. Gene Ontology annotation, cellular component: COP9 signalosome. The record is from RefSeq and is a predicted model, not a curated record. Gene Ontology annotation, biological process: protein deneddylation. Bases 21 to 1376 code for a protein of 451 amino acids. NCBI's taxonomy places the organism in Eukaryota, Metazoa, Mollusca, Bivalvia, Pectinida, Pectinidae. The transcript has 14 exons.